AUGAGUAUGGACGCUGGCGGUCUUACUCAAAUGACCUACAACAACAACUUCAAUAAUGGCACUUCCCUCGGUGUGCCGGGCUCUGGCUUCGCUUCGCGGGGGAAGGGCUCUCACAUCAAGCGCCUGAGCGUGCCUCCCCAGGUCGCCACUAUUGAUGAAUCCCAGGCUACUGCUCCCUUGGCAACUCCGCGCACUAGCCGUUCGCAUCUUUUGGCCGGGCUCCGAACUGCCCCCCGGUCUGCCACGAUCCCCUCGCAACAUCAGCAGCAACAACUCCACCAGCAGCGCGGCGGUAUGGACAGCUCCCGAUAUGGUGGCUAUACCAGCCGCGGUAACGACCGUGUCCCACAAACUGCAACGGGAGCCGGAUUCCCGCAGCAUGCUUACGCUCAAACCCAGGGGAUGAAUGCACAUCACGCUCGUCCCGUGUACACUAUGCCUGAGCAGGUUCUCGCACCUCCAACUCUGGACAUGGGUGGUGAUAACGGUAUCGAUGAGAACCUGUACGCCGAGUUGAUGUCGACCAACCUCUUUCUGGCCGCGCAGCAGCAGCGCCUGCAGCAACAGCUGAUCAGCGUUACCGCUGCGGCUCAGCAAUUCCAGGGCCUCAAUUUGGGAGGAAUGACCCUUCCUCAACAGCAGCCCAUCCCCGCGCUUGCGAUGGGCUCUGGCAUGGGAUUCUAUCAGCAGCAGCUUCAACAGGGCGUGCAGCCGAUCGUUCAGCCUGUCCCCGGACAGCCUGGCUGGUUCUCAGUCUACAAUCCUCUCACCGGUCAACAGAGCUAUGUCAUGGACAACAGCUUCCAGGAUGAUGGCCUGUCCCAUGGCUAUGCCGAGAACUAUUCGUCUGGCCAACAGGUUCCCCAGUUCCGUGCUGAGAUCUCCCCGCCAGCUGAAUCCGUUCCGUCGCCAAUGCCGUCCUCCCAGCCGGUCUCCCCUCCUAGCGGCACCCCUUCUCCUCCCACCGAGUCUUCUGCUUUCCGUCGCAACAACCGCAAGUUGUUCAACCCUACGCUCAAGACCAACAUCGACACUACCAAGGCGAACAUCGGGCCUGGUCCUCGAUCUGCUGUUCUUCCUCCUACCCCCGCCACUGGAACUUUUGGUCCUGGCCAGGCUCGUGCUGGUGAGCACCCUAUUCGUCAGCCCCGUGGGCCGCCAUCGCUGGAGGACCUCGUGGCCAAGCCGACUUCUAAGCAUGAGGGAAGCAAGAACUUUGCAACUCGCCAGCGGCGCCGGGCCGUGCACAACCUAGUUCGCGCUGGAAUUGAGCGUCGAGGUGAUACUCGUAGCUUCGGAUACAGCAGUGGCGGCACCAACACCCCCGCUAGUGAGAAGGAGUUCACCUUCUCCGAUGGCGACGAUGCUACGGUGCGCAGUGGCAGCCUCUCUAGCAAGCCCAGCCUGGGUAGUCUUCGGGCUGCUGCCAACGGUGCUAUUGGAUCUGAGCGCAAGGAAAAGACCGGCCGGGAGCGCAGAUCCCCCGACAGCCCCUUCCACAGCGCCACUCCAACCAGCGAGGACGGCUACUUUGGGUCCAAGUUCUCGGACACUGUCUCAUCACCGACGUCUGGCACUACCUCUCCCUCCGUAGCGGCUGUCGUUGCGGGCCAGGGGCAGGUUGCGCAAGCACCUGAACGCCGUAAGACGCCAAUGCUUGUGUUGUCCAGCGCUGAAAAGCGCAAGACCCCUUUGAUGUAA
Penicillium cataractarum is the source of this 1701-nucleotide messenger RNA. RefSeq lists its product as uncharacterized. The transcript has a single exon. Bases 1 to 1701 code for a protein of 566 amino acids. NCBI's taxonomy places the organism in Eukaryota, Fungi, Ascomycota, Eurotiomycetes, Eurotiales, Aspergillaceae. The record is from RefSeq and is a predicted model, not a curated record.